Molecule: messenger RNA, 3081 nt
Organism: Scleropages formosus (Asian bonytongue)
Lineage: Eukaryota; Metazoa; Chordata; Actinopteri; Osteoglossiformes; Osteoglossidae
Product: asparagine--tRNA ligase, cytoplasmic-like
Exons: 15
Coding region: 816-2555 (579 amino acids)
Biological process (GO): asparaginyl-tRNA aminoacylation
Cellular component (GO): cytoplasm
Molecular function (GO): asparagine-tRNA ligase activity; ATP binding; nucleic acid binding
Source: RefSeq, a predicted model, not a curated record
UAAGGGCGGGUCUAGGGGCGGGACACCGUGGCGGAAGUUCGAACGGCUUCGUCGAGGCGUGUCCCUGGACGUGCUCGGGAACACGGGAGCGAGCGGGGCGGCGACGGCGGUGGCCCACCCGACCCUCAGUCUCUGUAAUUGUAGCCUCGGUCACGCAGCCGGGCUGCAGAGCGCUGGCUGGACAUGGGUGAGGAGGCGGGGAGGCGCGCAGACGGCCUCGCGGGCGGUACGUGUCACGUGUGUGGAACAAGUUCGUUGGGCGACGACGCGACGCGGACGCGACGGACGGACGGACGGACGGACGGACGACGGGCUGCAUGAUGAUCGUGAUCGGAUCAUGUGUCGCAUCAUCAUGAUCCGCCUCGCGCUGGACGCACCGCACGUGCAGUAACUGCAGUAAAAUGCAGUAGUGCUACCGCGAUGACUGACUGGCACGCAGGAACAGUGACAAACGAAACGUGGCACUGAGCUGCUCAGCGCGGGCACGAUUGAUGAUAAGCAGCGGCCUCGUGCCAUAUGAUAUUCGUUCAUUCAGUCAUUCAUUCAUUCAGUCAUUCAUUCAUUCAUUCAUCUCACAUGUCACAUCAUGAUCAUGAUGAUGCGUUUCUUUCCUUCCUUUGUUCACCUUUUAUUGUGAACGCGGUUGAAAGGGCCCCAUGGCAUUUGUACCGUUGGGGUGACGAUUCGACACAAAAAGGGUAAAGGUCACGACCCUUGGUGUCAAGGACGUGCUGUGCUGGGGGUCCCGCUGACCGCCCCGGCCUUCGUCCCGUAGCUCCGAGGGACACGGCACGCGGCACGCUCACCGGUUUGGGAUGAGGCUGCGUGCAAAGAGCGGCGUGGGGUCACCGCUUCGCCUUAAGCACGUCUUUGGGCUGUGGGAGGAAACCAGAGCAGCUGGCGCAAACACAUGGGUCGGGGUCGUGUACGUGUCGGCCAGGGAGGGCGACGACGCCGAUGCCGACGGCACCGCGGAGAAGCCCUUCAAGACGCCGCUCAAGGCGUUGAUGUUUGUCGGGAAGGAGCCCUUCCCCACCAUCUAUGUGGACUCGCAGAGGCAGGGAGAGCGCUGGGCGCUCAUCUCCAAGACGCAGAAGAAGAACCUGAAGAAGCAGUGGAACAAGGAGCACGUGAAGAACGAGAGCAGGAGCAAGAAGGAGGCGGAAGAUGCCGAUCGCAGGGAGAAGAACCUGGAGGAGGCGAAGAAGGUUGUCGUCAUGAAGGACCCCGACCUUCCGGAGCCUCAGACGGUGAAAAUCCACCAGCUGGGGUGCCACCGGGAGCAGAGGGUCAAGGUCUUUGGCUGGAUCCACCGUCUUCGCAGGCAAGGGAAGAACCUGAUGUUCGUGGUGCUGCGCGACGGGACCGGCUUCCUGCAGUGCGUCCUCACCGAUGAGCUGUGCCAGUGCUACAGCGCCCUGUUGCUGUCCGCAGAGAGCUCCGUGGUCCUGUACGGGCGCGUGACCCCCGUACCUGCGGGGAAAGAGGCCCCCGGCGGUCACGAGCUGCACUGCGACUUCUGGGAGCCUGUAGGCCUGGCUCCAGCAGGGGGCGCCGACAACCUGCUGAACGAGGAGUCGGACGUGGACGUGCAGCUCAACAACCGGCACAUGAUGAUCCGGGGGGAGAACGUGUCCAAGGUGCUGCGGCUGCGCUCAGCCGUUACCCGCUGCUUCCGCGAGCACUUCUUCAGCCGCGGCUACUGCGAGGUCACUCCGCCCACGCUGGUGCAGACCCAGGUAGAGGGCGGCUCCACCCUCUUCAGCCUCAACUACUUUGGGGAGGUGGCGUACCUGACGCAGUCCUCGCAGCUCUACCUGGAGACGUGCGUCCCCGCCCUGGGGGACUGCUUCUGCAUCGCCCAGUCGUACCGCGCCGAGCGGUCCCGCACCCGCCGCCACCUGGCCGAGUACGCGCACAUCGAAGCCGAAUGCCCGUUCCUCACGUUCGACGAACUGCUGGACCGCCUCGAGGACCUGGUGUGUGACGUGGUGGAGCGCGUGCUGAGGUCGCCCGCCGGGCCCCUGCUCUACGACAUCAAUCCGGAGUUCAAACCCCCCGCGAGGCCGUUCCGCAGGAUGAACUACUGCGACGCCAUCGAGUGGCUCAAGGAGCACGACGUCCGGAAGGAUGACGGCACCUACUACCAGUUCGGGGAGGACAUCCCAGAGGCCCCAGAGAGGAGAAUGACUGACACGCUGAACGAACCCGUGCUGCUCUGUCGUUUCCCGGCUGAGAUCAAGUCCUUCUACAUGCAGCGCUGCCCGGAAGACCGGCGGCUCACCGAGUCGGUGGACUUGCUGAUGCCGAACGUCGGCGAGAUUGUAGGGGGUUCAAUGCGUGUCUGGGAUGCCAAAGAGCUCAUGGAGGGAUAUGAACGGGAGGGCAUCGACCCAACACCCUAUUACUGGUACACAGACCAGCGCAAGUAUGGCACCUGUCCACACGGCGGCUACGGCCUCGGCCUCGAGAGGUUCCUCACCUGGCUGCUGAACCGCCACCACAUCCGGGACGUGUGCCUCUACCCCCGCUUCAUCCAGCGCUGUCGCCCCUGAGUGCCGUCGCGCCCCUCGAACCUGUGACCCGGGCGCCCGCUGCUUCUCACCCCCACAGUGUGUCUGCGUGUCUGCUGAAGGGACCACGACCGCCGCCUGGGGGUGGGCCCUCUUUCCCACAAUGCACCACCUUUGGAGAUGAACGACAGUCCAGCGCUGCUGUUUGGACCUGGAGCCGACAGCGUUCAGCGCCGUUCAGUAACGACGCCCCUGCUCUUACCGCUACCUGUUCAGCCGUUUAUUGUUUUAGCUGUAAAUGCUGUUGGUUAAUGUCAUAUUUAUUUAUUUGUUUGUUGCUGUAGAGACGUGUUUGGGGGGGAGGUCAGGAAUGCCACCGUUUACCUCUGUAUUUUGGAUCCUUCACAUCCCCACAAGUGAACGGUUUGCUGUGCGUGCUGAGGGGGGUGUGUGACGUCCCACGAGACACACCGUGCAUGCGCUACUCCCCUGCGGUCACUGCUGCUCCUUGGUCGCUUGGGGGCGGAGCCCUGCUCUCAUAACAAUAAAAUGAAUAAAUGACCAAAAA